AUGUCUUCCUCCAGUCCUUUAAGAUCAUUCCUUCUCUUCGUCUCCGUUCUCGCGACCCAACUACGCCCUACACAUGCGAUUGGAGUGAGGUUCACAACUCCGGCACCAGGCGCGGCAUACCCUUCAGGACAGUUCGCUAUCAACUGGGAGGAUGCAGGUGGGAAUAUCGGCAUCAACAGCCUCACAACCUACAGCCUCGCCCUCAUAGUCGGCGGCAACCUCGACGAUGACUCCCGAUCACUCAUAACGCUAAGUCCGGCCAAUGCGAAGGUCAGCGAUCUCGGCCUGGUCGCUCAAAUACCCAUCGACGUGGGCCAAAGCAUUCAGAAUGGAUAUUACCUCUCCAUGCAAUCAAACGUGUCAACCGGAGGUUCGGUGAUCAACUACUCAAAUCGGUUCACAUUAAUCGGACUGAACGGCACCACCGACCAGAAAUACGUCGCCGCCGCCGCCUCCACCGUCGGCGACACGAACGUCCCCGGCGCGCAACUCAACACCAUCAUAAACGCCCCCUCGCCAUCCAACCCUCCCACCUCCCCCAACUCCACCACCCCCGACAACGGCCCGCCCGCCAACAACGGCACCGCCCCCAGCACCAACGAAGACAACACCUACGCCAUCGCCGGCGGCGCCCUGGCCGCCCUGCUCGCCGGCACCCUGACCUCAAUAAUCCUGCUCAUCGUCCUGACCGUCCUCGGGGUAUUCUGGUGGCGGCGGCGGCGGCGACAACAGCGAGCGCGCGACGCCGGCUCGGACGAGAACGCCGCGACCUCGAUGUCCGCGCGGGAGCUCACGCCGGGCGGGCUCAUGGACAAAGUCGAGCUGGCGGACCGCACCUCACGGGUCCCUACGGCGGCGGCGGCGAUCAGACCGCUCGCGGAGCUGGACAGCCACGGUUCGGAGCGCUUCGAGGCCAUGACGCCCGUGGCGGCGGUCGAGGCCGAUUCGGCGGAGAUCCGGUACGAGCUCGAAGGGGACUGGAGCGGGUGGGAGGCGGCGGCGCGGAGGAGCCACGUGCAGGGCUAUGAUCCGACGCGAUGA
Messenger RNA from Dissoconium aciculare CBS 342.82, 1041 nucleotides. RefSeq lists its product as uncharacterized. Gene Ontology annotation, cellular component: extracellular region. Bases 1 to 1041 code for a protein of 346 amino acids. The record is from RefSeq and is a predicted model, not a curated record. The transcript is spliced from 3 exons. Gene Ontology annotation, biological process: fungal-type cell wall organization; cell wall biogenesis; (1->6)-beta-D-glucan biosynthetic process. Lineage: Eukaryota; Fungi; Ascomycota; Dothideomycetes; Mycosphaerellales; Dissoconiaceae.